AUGGCAUCACUCAGGACACUCAUAGAUACUCUAUGUCCACUCUGGGCCAAAGGUCCCACCCCUAAUGUUGUAUCUCCAUUCGGGGAUCAAUUUUUAGAUCUUCCGUUUUCUCGAGAAGAGCUUGAUUUUGCGAUUGACAAUUUAAAAACCAAAUCGAGUCCAGGGCCAGACGGUAUCGAUUAUAAAAUGAUCAUGGAACUGCCAGAGGAAGACUCCGUACAGGCGUGUAAAAGCAUUGAGUUGGUCAUGGAAAAGAUAUGUGUACACCUGGAACAAAUAGGUCUCGACCUAUCUGUCCCUAAAACAAAAUUAUGCGUUUUCUCUAAAAAAAGGAAAGACUUUGCAAACAGAGAUAAUUGGAAGGUUAAAGUAAAAGGCGCGGAUGUUUGGCACGAUGAGGCAGUUAAGUUUUUGGGGUUGUGGCUGCACUCAGAACUAAAAUGGAGUAAUCACAUUAAAGAAUUAGAGAAAAGGUGUCGUAAUGCAUCCAAGACUAUCAACUGCCUUAGAGGUACUUGGUGGGGUGCAGACCCCUCAUUGCUUCUACGAAUUUACAGAGCGUUGAUAAGAUCCAGGAUAGAGUACGGUGGUCUGGUUUUCUUCAAUCUGACUAAAUCAGACGGAAAAAGACUCGAUAGGAUUCAAGGCAAAUGUUUAAGAGCGGUGCUUGGGUACACUUCGUCUACUCCCCUUAAAAUCUGCCUCUGCGAGGCUGGGGAACUUCCCCUGCACCUGAGAUUCAAGCAAUUAGCCUACAACUUUCUGUCCAAGGCCUUCUCCAGGCAAAACCAUAAGGUCUUGAACACUCUUCAAGACAUUAUAGAUCAUGAAGACAACCCAGUCAUCAUUAAUAGAGAGGGAACUAUCCCGCUAGUGGAUGCGUUCCGCGAAGUCAGCCGUCACAGUCAUCUGAUCAACGCGUAUAGCAGCCCAACGUGCUAUGCUAUAGACUAUGAGUCAGUUUUCUUUCAUCCGAAUGUCUCUUUUAAGGAAGGAGAGGAAAUAGUUGACAUUAAUUGCAGAGAGAGGAACUGUCAGGAACUGUUUGGGGAAAUUUUUCAUGAAUACCUUGACGCUUGGACGUGUUACUUCACGGGUGGUUCUAAGUCUGAUAAAUCUCCCUUUGGUGGGUUUGCGGUGGUGGAACUCUCGGAAUCUAUUGAGUUAAAGUUUAGGGCCCCUAAGUUCGCUUCUAUCUUUACGCUGGAAGCUCUGGCUAUCUUUGAGGCUAUUAAUCUAAUUGGAAAAUCACGUUGGAAGUGCUCAGUAAUAUUUUCAGACUCGAGGAGUGUCUUACAAGCACUGGCUUCGGAUAGCAACCUCAAUAAUAAAUCAUACUUAGUAUUCUUAAUCAGAAAUCGAAUUAGGGAUUUGAUGUUGGCGGGCAAAAAUGUUAAAUUCACACUGUGGGAUAACUGUCGAGUAGCAAAAGAAGCCAUUCUUACUGGCCGAGACACCUCUUUAGGUCUACCUAGCUCUGAUCUUAACGCCGUGUGGAAAAAUAACAAUCGUAAAGAAUUCAUAGAAUGGUUUAGCUGCACGGAUCCGGACAAGGGUAUAUUUUAUACGAGCAAUUUUGCCUCUUUCAACCCAAAGCCUUGGUUCGAUAAAUUGAAGGUUAAUAGACGUACAAUCGUUUCCAUCAAUCGCUUGAGGAGUGGUCACACAUCUCUCAGAGCUAGUCUUUUUAAAUAUAAUAUAGUCCACUCUCCCACCUGCUUAUGCAGAGAGUACGAGGAGACUCCGAAUCACAUUUUCUUUCAGUGCAGUCGCUUUGACGAACCGAGACGAUCUUUCUUUAAGUCUUUACAGGAUGUUUUGGGUGUGGGUCCUUACUGUAUCGAAUCUCUACUUCAUUGCUUGAGCCACGAGAUCGUCAGAUUUUUAAAAAAUGCAAAAUAA
Molecule: messenger RNA, 1902 nt
Organism: Cotesia congregata
Lineage: Eukaryota; Metazoa; Arthropoda; Insecta; Hymenoptera; Braconidae
Source: the annotation of a GenBank genome assembly